Messenger RNA from Quercus lobata, 1733 nucleotides. Its product is annotated as cytochrome P450 76T24-like. Gene Ontology annotation, molecular function: oxidoreductase activity, acting on paired donors, with incorporation or reduction of molecular oxygen; monooxygenase activity; heme binding. The transcript is spliced from 2 exons. Lineage: Eukaryota; Viridiplantae; Streptophyta; Magnoliopsida; Fagales; Fagaceae. The record is from RefSeq and is a predicted model, not a curated record. Bases 33 to 1526 code for a protein of 497 amino acids.
CACAAGAAAUACAAACCAACUUUGAGUUAACGAUGGACUGCUACCUAGUAUUUUUGCUGAUACUUCCCUUUGUGUGGGCAUCAAUUCGUGUGCUGAACUUCAAACUAGCAAGCCAGACUCUCCCCCCAGGCCCCAAACCUUUUCCAAUCAUUGGAAACAUCCUGCAACUUAGCAACUUACCUCACCAAGCACUUGCAAAGCUCUCCAAAACUUAUGGACCCUUAAUGACUCUCAAGCUUGGGAGCAUAACAACAAUAGUCAUUUCCUCUCCAAACUUAGCUAAAGAAGCACUUCAAAGACAUGACCAAGCUUUCUCUAGCCGAAGCAUCCCGGAUAUGGCACAUGUAUUUGACCACCAUAAAUUUUCAAUGGCGUGGUUGCCCACAAAUUCGAAAUGGAAGAACCUUAGGAAAGCUUGUGCUACCCAAAUAUUUGCUACACAACGUCUUGAUGCCACACAAGCCCUUCGACAAACAAAGGUACAAGAACUACUUAACCAUGUUAAUAAAAGUUGCAAAAGUGGUGCACCCAUUGAUAUUGGUCGAUUAGUGUUCACAACAGUUCUUAAUUCAAUAUCAAACACUUUUUUCUCUAUGGACUUAGCCCAAUAUGACUCCAGUUUGUCCCAAGAGUUCCGGGACCUUGUGUGUGGUUUAGCCGAUGAAGCUGGGAGGCCAAAUAUUGCUGAUUAUUUCCCAGCACUUCGUUUGAUUGACCCCCAAGGUGUACGAAAAAGGACAAGCAUUUAUUUCACAAAAUUAUUUGGGAUAUUUGAUGGUAUCUUCAAUCAACGACUUCAAUUAAGAGCUUCAUCAGAGGGUUUUAAAGCAAAUAACGAUGUACUAGAUUCAUUCCUCAGUCUUAUUGAAGAAGGUAAUUCAGAGAUAAGCCUCAUCGAUAUCAAACAUUUACUUCUGGACUUAUUUCUUGCAGGUAUCGACACAACAUCAAGCACAGUAGAAUGGGCAAUGGCAGUGUUAUUACACAACCCGAUAAAAAUGGCAAAAGCCCGAGAUGAGCUUGAUGAAGUCCUAGGCAAGGGUGGGCAUGUUCAAGAAUCAGACAUCUCAAAGUUCCAUUAUCUUCAAGCUAUAGUGAAAGAAACUUUUCGAUUGCACCCUCUAGUGCCUUUUCUAAUUCCCCAUAAGGCUGAAACAAACAUAGAAAUAUGUGGCUUCAUCGUGCCCAAAAAUGCACAAAUACUAAUAAAUGUGUGGGCAAUGGGACGAGACUCAAGCAUAUGGCAAAACCCCAAUUUAUUUAUGCCCGAAAGGUUUUUAGAGCAAGACAUUGACUUUAAAGGCAGAGAUUUUGAGCUAAUUCCCUUUGGAGCUGGAAGAAGAAUAUGUCCUGGAUUGCCAUUAGCUAACAGAAUGGUGCACUUGAUGUUAGCAUCUCUUGUUUACUACUCUGCUUGGAAGCUCCCAGAUGAGAUGAGGCCAGAACACAUGGACAUGGGUGAGACAUUUGGGCUAACCUUACACAGAGAAGUGCCCCUCCGAGCUAUUCCCAUCAAAUCCUUGUAACUUUCAUUGUUUGUUCUUAGCCCAAUAUUGAUGUGACUCUAUUUGUGUUUAAUAUAAAAUGUCUUCAAUAUUAGGAUUUUCCAUAAGCAUAAUAGAGGAAGACAAUUAUAUACCAUACAUCAUUAUUUUGUAGUUCUAUAAUGAGUUCUAGUUACCACAAUUAGUAAAGUACUUUAUUGUCAAAUAAGGUUCGAAUUCCACCUACAG